Messenger RNA from Aspergillus chevalieri, 1296 nucleotides. RefSeq lists its product as uncharacterized. The record is from RefSeq and is a predicted model, not a curated record. The transcript is spliced from 2 exons. The coding region runs from base 1 to 1296 and encodes 431 amino acids. Lineage: Eukaryota; Fungi; Ascomycota; Eurotiomycetes; Eurotiales; Aspergillaceae.
AUGCCUCCCAGACCAGGAGCGAUUGGCGAUCUCAGCGACGACGACUACGUCGCGCAAGUCCUUGCAACCGAAGCACGGGAUAAUUCCAAGAGGUACGCAUUGGAGGGAUUAGGGGCAUACAUGCCUAAGAAACCGUCAGGUGCAGCCCCGAAACCAAAUACACGAUUUCUACGACACAUCAUCCGAGAAACGGAUAAUCAUAAUGCAGCGCUGAAGCGAAAAGAGGAGAGGGAUGCCAGGGAGCGAAUGCGCCAGUUACGGGAGCAGCAGGCUGCUUCUUCGACAUCGCGCGAUACUAGAAGACACCGUGACCAGGACCAGCGUGAAUCUGGCGGUCGGAACGGUGAGCGAGAGAGGAGGGACGACCGUCAAAGAGGACAUCGAUCACAUCGGAGGAGACAUAGGAGUUGGUCUGCAUCAGAAGAUAGGGAUGGAGCUCGCGCGCGAAGACACAGGCGGAGGCAUGAGUCGGAGUAUGAGCGGACCAAGUAUCGACGGAGAGAUCGUGACGAUGAGCGCGAUUACUCGAGACGGCGUCGAUCGUAUUCUCGCUCGAGAAGCCGGUCUCCGCGAGAUGGACAGGAACGUGAUUCCCGGGGUAGUAGGCGGCGCCAUGGACGAUCAUACCAGUCUAGGUCGCCUUCGCGCUCUCGAUCCCGAUCUCCUGAACGCACUAAGAGGAGACACAAAGAGGACGGUGAUAGACGAAAUGAACAUCGCAGCUCGCUUGAGCAUCGGUCUACUCACAGGUCCAGCCAACAUCCGAGAAGAUCUUCGCCAACGACAACAGACCGGAACCAGGCAUCAGAUCACGACUCAGAUCCAUUGGAGGACCUAGUAGGACCGCUGCCACAAAGAGACGAUGGUACAGCGCCUAUGCGCUCUCGCGGGCGAGGCGCCUACAAGCCCAGUCAUAGUACCAUCGAUGCCCAUUUCGCAAAGGACUACGAUCCAACACUUGACGUCCAACCGGACGACGAUGACCCAUCUUCCGGAAAUAGAUCUACGCGUCGUCCAGUAGCAGGACUCAUGACCGAAGACGAUGACUGGGAACUCGCCCUCGAGGCCCUCCGGGACCGAGCCCGCUGGAAACAAAAGGGAGAGGAGAGGUUACGGCAGGCUGGGUUCAGCGAGUCUACGGUGGACCGGUGGAAGAACAACGCUGCUUUUACGGGAGGGGAUAUGGAGGGCCAUAUUGAGGACGUGAAAUGGUCGAAGAAGGGCGAGGGACGUGAAUGGGAUCGGGGAAAGGUUUUUGAUGAGGAUGGGCAUGUUGAUGUUAGGGCGUCUUGGUAG